AUGAGCUGCGGCAGCGGCCUCCAACUGCCGCCAGUGGUUCUGCCUGUGGAACAUGGCAGAAGCAAUUACCAUGACACAGGCGCGGCCGCGGCAGCGGCAGCGUCAGAGUCGUUGGCAGGAUUAGCAGGAUAUACACGAAAUUAUUAUGGCACUUCUGGUGGCAGCGAUGACUUGGCCAGGGCCACAUAUGGAAAUUAUGCCCCACACCAUCUCUGGCCAUCGCUGGGCAGCACGGCAAAUGGAUUUGUGCCCUUCUCCUCCCACUACGACAGCAAAGUGCCGCUGCACUCGCUCUAUGGCGGUGGAGGGGAGCACGAGCAGGCCGAGCAUCACGGACAGCGGGACAAUAUCGAUUUUGUCAUUAAUACUGGAAAUUAUGAGGCAAAUGUCGCUGGUCCUGGUCCUGGUGCUGGUCCUGGCGCUGCCUAUCAAAGCUAUGGAUAUCAGCCUUUGCCUCAGCAACAGCAACAGCCGCAGGUGCCACUCGCCGCCUCGCAACAUGCCGCCACGCCCCCCUACAGCCAUUACCAUUUCGAACAAAUUUCCAAUUAUCGCCCGGAAAGGGAGGCUCUAACUGGGGAGCUGCAGGAGGCGCGGGAGGACAAUGAGUCUGGUGUCUAUUCUAGGAUCAAAGAGCGCCAGACGCUGGUGACUCCUGUAAAGCGCCAGCAGGAGGCUCAGCAUCGCCAGCAGGAGGAGAGGGAAGAGAUGCUGAACCUACGAGAACGGCAACUGCAAGCGAAAGAGCGACAGCACGAGCUGAGGGAGCGCCAGCGACUGGGUAGCCGGCAGGAUCAGCAGGAUCAGCAGCUGCUCUACUCCCACACCGACGCGCACAUUGCAGAUAUGCCAGCAACAAAGAGUGGCGGCUACUUCCUGCCACCGAUUACCACCAGCGUGCACCACACGCCGACGAGCAGCAAGGCCCUGGCCGGGGUGCCGCUGGGCAAGCACAUCGAGAUCACACGCCAGGUGCCCAUCACCCACUACCAGAAGCAGCUGGUGCCCUACAAAGAGAAGCUGCAGCUGCAGGUGCCUCGCACCGUCAUAGCUGCCGUGCCCAGGCCCGUGGCCAUCAAGGUGCCCGUCACCAAGACGGUGGCCGUGCCCCAGCUGCAGGAGGUGAAGAUACCCAUCGAGCGCAUCAAACCUGUGCCCGUGGAGCGACCCAUUCCGUUUGUGGUCGAGCGACGAGUGCCCUACCGAGUGGAGAAGGCUGUGGCCACGCCCGUCUACUAUCCGUACCCCGUCAAAGUGCCCGUGGUAAGGACGGUGGUGCACAAACAGCGUCCCCACUAUGUGCCAUCGGGUGGUUGGAGUGCCGCCACUGGCAAUCAUCUCUUGGGUUGA
This is a messenger RNA of Drosophila subobscura, 1350 nucleotides long. RefSeq lists its product as uncharacterized. The coding region runs from base 1 to 1350 and encodes 449 amino acids. The transcript is spliced from 2 exons. The record is from RefSeq and is a predicted model, not a curated record. Lineage: Eukaryota; Metazoa; Arthropoda; Insecta; Diptera; Drosophilidae.